Molecule: messenger RNA, 953 nt
Organism: Zingiber officinale
Lineage: Eukaryota; Viridiplantae; Streptophyta; Magnoliopsida; Zingiberales; Zingiberaceae
Exons: 2
Coding region: 102-728 (208 amino acids)
Source: RefSeq, a predicted model, not a curated record
AGCUCCAAUUCCUCCAUCACUGCCAUCACUUCUUCUUCUUCUCCUCCUGUCUUCUUCUUCUUCUUCUUCUUUCUCCUCGUCUUCUUCUUGCAAUUGAUAAAAUGAUAAGUUUUAGAAAGAUGAGCUUCCUUCUUAUUUGCGUCUUCUCUACAGCUCUACUGGCGAGCCUCCUCAUCCCUUACUCCUCCGUCCACCUCCGCAACUCCACCUCUCUUUAUCGCCUCUGGAUCACCUCCCAGCUCAUCGUCCUCAUCAUCUGGAAGAUUUCCCCCGCCAAAUCCGACGCCGACCAACCCCAACAGAGGACGGAGCUCGACCUGCCUCCCGGCGUAGAGGACCCGGCACUGGAGCUGAGCUGGUACUCCCCGCCAUCCAACGAGCCGGCGGCGCCGGAGGAGGCCGAGAGGGAAGUGGCGAUUUCGACCGAGAACCCCUCGAUGGACGACGCGUGGCGGGCGAUCGUCGCAGGGAGGGGCAAGCCGGUGCUGAGGAAGAGCGAAACUUGGGAGCGGCGCGGGAGGGGGGAGGCGGAGAGGGCGGCGGCCGCAGCCUUGAGGAGGUCGGACACGGCGAAGGGGUGGAGACGGCGAGAGAAGCUGGUGGAGAGCCAGGAGGAGCUGCUCCAGCGCGUGGAGAAGUUCAUCGAGAAGCAUUACGAUCACCUCCGCCUUCAGAAGCAGGAGUCGGAGAGCCGCCGCUUCUUGGAGAGGCAGCUUCUUCGUCACUAGCCAGAACACCAUGCAUCUCAUCUAAUUGUGCAGAGCCAGAGCAUGCAUCGACUCAAUCGAACUGCCGAUUCCUGUACAUACUGAAUGCUAUAUUAAAGAGCUAUCUAUGAACUCGCUGCGCCGCCUGUAAAUACGCAAAUCUUUGUGUGAUGUGUGUUUGUUUGCAUGGAAUAAUUACUGUAUUUAAGAAGUUCGAAAAUUGGACCAAUUCAGCACAAAAGGGAA